AAUGUAAUCUAACUAUUCUCCCCUUUACAAAAUCAAGGUUACAUUAGGACCUUAUAUUGUUUAUAAUUGUCGAGUUGUUGUACCAUCAGAAAUAUACUUGGCCUAUAAUACUGAUUUGGAUAGGAAAUGUUGUGUUAAAAUUAUUGAGAAAAAAGAAGAAAGUAAUAUAGAAAAGAUUGUUCAUUAAUAAAUAUAAUUAAUAGUUCAUUAAAAUAUAACAAGAAUCUAUAGUGUAAUAGAAUAGAAGAAUCAUAUUUAUAUUUUUUAAGAAAUUUGUGAAAAGGAUCUUUCAAAAUACUAAUUAGAUCCAUCCAACUUUAUUCAAAUGUUAGAUUUCAUUUAUUAAAUCUCAGAUGGAUAUAUAACUUUAUAAAAAAAUUAUAUUAUUCAUAGAGAUUUAAAACCUGAAAAUAUUCUAAUUAAAGAAGAUUUAAAAUAAAAUAGAUGUAUUUACAAAGUAUUUUAUAUAAUCUAAGAGCAAGAUUUGUGAUUUUGGAAUAAGCAAAAUAGAAUAAAACUAGAGAUAAUAAACGCAUAUAAAAAAGGGAACAGAAGCUUAUUCAGCCCCAGAAAUUAGUCAAUAUUAAUAUAGCUGGGCUGCUGACGCUUAUUCAGUAAUUAAAAUAUUUAUUUAUAGUUUGGUUUAAUUCUCUUAGAAAUCCUUUUAUAAAUAACUUUAAAUGAAAGUUUAAAAAAAUAAAUAGAUUCUUUCCUAGAAUAAAACAGGUUAAAAUAAUGGUUCUUAUAACAUGAUAAUGUUAAAAGCUAAUUUAAAAAACUUAUCAUAUUGGAUUAAUUAAAUGAUAGUUUUAAGAUUAAUCCAUUUCUAUUGGAAAUUUUGGAUAAUCUACUUGUCUAUCAACCAGAAAAAAGAAUAUAAUGGGAACAACUAAAUAUCUUGGUUAAACAUUAAUUAAAACAAUUACUUAAAAAUCCUAGUGUAUAAAACUUAAAACCUAAAAAUAUUCAAGAAUAAUGUUUACCAGCUGUUUAAUUAGGUGUUUAAAAUCAAUUAACAUCAGAAAAUAGUAGAUUAUGUUACUCGUUAGUCACUUAAUGCAAUUAGCCUCAACAAUAACAAUAUUACAACAAUUAGGGAAUGAAUUAAAUUUCAAAUCCACAAAUUAAUAAUGUUCAAAAUAUCUAAUAAGGAAGUCAACAUCAAUUUCAUAAUAAUAAAAUCCCUUAACAAGUAUAAUAACCGAAUGUUUAAAUAUUUUAGGUAGUGACGCCCAGACUAAAUGGUAAUUUAAAUCCUGGAUUAAAUAUUCAAAGGCAAAGUGUUGCUCCGAUCUUAUAAAUUAAUUAGCCUGGGAACCCAUAAGCACAAUAGAGAAAAAAUUGAUU
This is a messenger RNA of Paramecium pentaurelia, 1347 nucleotides long. Lineage: Eukaryota; Ciliophora; Oligohymenophorea; Peniculida; Parameciidae. The record is from the annotation of a GenBank genome assembly.